AUGGGAGACGAAAUUGAAGAUUUCGUCGGAGUGUCAUACGUGGAUCUGCUGAGUAAAUCUUUGACCAGAUGUAUCAUAGACUGGAAAUGUUUCGGAGAAAGAAUAGUAUCCGAAACUAACAAGAAUAACUUAAGAAUAGCUCUGAUUCAGUAUUGCAGAGGACAGAGGGAAAUAUUUUUAAAGUUAAAAGUCCUUUUCGAUUUGGUUAAGUAUCAGAAGAAUAUAGAUAAAAUGUUGCAGUAUUCGACUCAAUAUGAUGAAUAUAUUGAGAAUUCUAUACAAGAUUUAUCAAAGAACAUAUGUGUCAUUGAGAAUAACAUAAUGCCGGCGCCAAAUGUAUCACUGGGAGUUGACCUGCUAAACACCUGCACAUACACCAGGAUUCCGACGAUGAUCGGGGAAAUUAGUAAGUCCUCGGUGGAUAACACAAUCCCGGUAAUGAAAAUAGACCCGGAAACGAUAGAUUUGUGUUUAAACAGACUGAAAAUACACUUCUACGUCCUGUUUAAGCUGAGUGAGUGCUCGAGAGUCUGUAAAGUGGAUUUUAACAACGGAGUGUGCUGCUUUACGAGGGAAGACUUUUUCCAUAUAGAGCUGCUGUAUGACUUCAGCCAGUAUCAAAUCACGAAGUUGAAGCUGUUUAUAAACAAUUACUAUGUAAACAAUAUGGUUAACAUAAUGAACUAUGUUUUAAACCAUCAGGAUCGCAAAGUGGACAACAUAUUUGACAUAAUAUACAAAAUAACAAAUAGUUAUAUCGGGAAGGUAAUAAUGAAGUAUCUGUACAAGCAAGUGAUAAACUAUAACAACAAUAAGUACAUAGUGUACAACUAUGAACACGUGCUGAAUGAUGGGAAUUAUAGCGUUAAUGAAACGAGUGAAGAGAAGGAGGUAGUUGAAAGGUUAAAAGUAGAAUGCUAUAACAAAUAUAAGAGUAAAAAGGAAAGAGGACUGGUGAUGGUGUUCACGAGGAAGGAAAACGGAGAUGUGAAUCUGAGAGUGGACCAGUUGAACCUGAGUUACCCAGGAGUUCAUGACUAUAAAUUCGACUACUGGCUGCACAAAAUGUCAGAUGAAUUGGAAAAACACCAAUUGGAAGCAUAUAGAAGUAAGGCGGAGGUGGUGAAUAACCAGUAUAAUCAGCUGCUAGAGUUGAUAGAGAGUGAGUGCGGAAAUAAAAAAGUAACUGAAGGUAAUAAUUUGUUUAAACACCAUAGGGUCAGUGAGCUUUAUUUGAUUGAAGAUGGAGCCGAAUUAAAAAAUGGAGUUAAAUUAGAGGAAUUGGAACAAAAUAAAUUAGGUCAACUAAGAAGAGAGGAGCAAGUGUGGAUGAAUAGAUUUAACGGCUCACUUAAUUUUCAUGAUUACACGGGGGAAUUUAACCUGAAUGAAGCACACGGUAUACUAAAAUUGAAUAAAAUAACACAACUGUUAGAUGUAAAGUAUCGUAAGUAUGAACCUUUUGCAAUGAAUGGUGCUCCAGAAAUGAAUGUGACGUGUCCAGUGUGUAGGCUGGAAAGUGAAUUAUACAGCAUGAAUAGAUAUGGUGACAAGAGUUACGGAAAAGUCAAAGCUGGCCACGAACACAAGGUUGACGUCAAGGUAGAAGUUAAACGGGAGCCGGAUGUUAAAGCCAGUAGCCAUGAAGGCAUGGAAUUAGAUGAGAAUAGAGAGGAAAGGAACUAUGAUGAGGAAGACAUAGAUAACCACCUGGUGAGUGUGCUGUUGGCCAACAACAAGUGCCUUAUGCACAACAGUAAUAACAACCUGCACGUGCUGGGAAUGUAUCAAGUGCACCCGCUGUAUGGUGGAAAGUUGCCUGACCGCAAAGCUAACGUUUAUAUUAAUGAGGAGGAUAACGAUUUCGGACUGAGGCUGGUGCUGAACGUGCUGGUGCACGACUACGUCACGAUAGGCAACAACCUGGCGGUAUUCGAUGGCACGAGUAACGCGGUGGGAACAGUGGAGUUGGAAUGUCUGUAUCAGGAGUCCAUGAAGGAACGGCUUCUGACCAUACUGAGUGGACUGCUGAGUUUAGAGUUUAUGAACAGAAAACAGGGCUGGGAGCGUGGCUUCUCGUCAGAUGCGUACAGUAGGCACUUCGUGACGGAGCCGAUAGACAGGGAAGUUAGGCUGGCAGUGUUUAAGUUCAGCGAGUUGAAUCUGUCAGUAACGUUCAAGGACGGCCUGUUUUACAAGGUGUGCAAGGACGGCAGGGAAACGAUGUUCGGAAACGACCAACACCCGGACGCGUUCAUGAGUAAGAUUCUAAGUCAAGGCAGACGAUAA
Messenger RNA from Theileria orientalis strain Shintoku, 2289 nucleotides. RefSeq lists its product as hypothetical. Bases 1 to 2289 code for a protein of 762 amino acids. The transcript has 3 exons. Gene Ontology annotation, cellular component: mediator complex. Lineage: Eukaryota; Apicomplexa; Aconoidasida; Piroplasmida; Theileriidae. The record is from RefSeq and is a predicted model, not a curated record. Gene Ontology annotation, molecular function: transcription coregulator activity. Gene Ontology annotation, biological process: regulation of transcription by RNA polymerase II.